This is a messenger RNA of Impatiens glandulifera, 351 nucleotides long. RefSeq lists its product as uncharacterized. The record is from RefSeq and is a predicted model, not a curated record. Bases 1 to 351 code for a protein of 116 amino acids. The transcript has a single exon. NCBI's taxonomy places the organism in Eukaryota, Viridiplantae, Streptophyta, Magnoliopsida, Ericales, Balsaminaceae.
AUGGGACAGCGCAUUCUCGAACAUAUCAGUAACAUCCAAUUCAAUGAAAGAACAGAUGUACAUCGAUGGAAAAUUGAGGAAAAUGGGAAGAUGAUUUCAAGCAAAAUGUGGAAUACCAUCCGGGAGAAGGAGCAAAUAGUAGAUUGGGUUGAUCUGGUCUGGUCAUCAAAAGUCAUCCCCAUCCUAAGACACCAAUUUAUCCUAUGGCUUGCAUUUAAGGAAAUGCUAAACACAAGAGAUCGAGUAAAGAAGUAUAUGGAGAUCCUGGUUACAAGUUGUUUGCUAUAUGAAGGAAAUGAAGAAACAACUGAUCACGUAUUUGGUUGUUUUCCUUUUGCAUCGAAUCUAUAG